AUGCAGUCAGACAAGUACCGUUCUCCUGGCAACCGCCAAACCCAGACUCUUCCAUCAGAUUGCCAGAUGGAGAAGCAUGAUUCGUCACUCCAGAGAAUGUGCCUCCACCGCUCUAGAGUCCAGUGGUGUCAGGAUGACAGCUGACUGAGCGGUCAGCAGGCAGAGAUGAGUGAGCCCACAUGGCUAGAAGCAGAUCUGGGAGCAGUGUCAGACCUGAGCCCUACAAACCGUAGUAAAAAGAUGCACCAUAGUCCUCGGAACUCCCACAACAAAGAGGAUGAUGAUGAUUCUUCAUCAGAGAGUGCUGGUGGGAUUGGCCUACCUGUCCUGACCCCUCCAUCCUCUGCGGUGACGGAUGAUGCCAUCAUCAGUGAAACAAAUGUUAUCAAUGGCAGUAGUGGUUCUGCCCCACUUGACUUCAGCAGACUAUCUUCCUCUUCCUCGUCAUCUGAAGACCAGCAGCUUGUGAACCUGAGUGAUCCGUCCUCUCAGCGCCUGUCCACUUCACAUUUGCCCAUCACUGUUUCAGCAGCAGCUGCUGCUCUGCUUGGAGCUCUACAUCCCAGUGUGCCAGAGGAGCUCCACAGGAAGUACUCACUGACUGCCAAACAUGCAGCCCUGUCUUUACCCCAUGUGCACAGUACUCACAUCCACAAUCCACACACUCACAACACAGGUCUUCGACUGGAUCAGGACAGCAGGGACUAUGGGAGCAAGUCUCCAGAGUACAGUUCAAGUGGCAGCUACGAUAGCAUGAAGAUGGACUUGUGUGCUGAGGACCUGACGACGGGGCGCCAUGGCAGUCAGGUUGCCCCUGACGAUGACGAGGAUGACCAUGACGAUCAUGACGACAACGACAAAAUCAACGACACCGAAGGUGUUGAUCCUGAGAGAUUAAAGGCCUUCAAUAUGUUCGUGCGCCUGUUUGUGGAUGAGAACUUGGAUCGGAUGGUACCCAUCUCCAAACAGCCCAAGGAGAAAAUCCAAGCCAUUAUUGAGUCCUGCAGCAGACAGUUCCCAGAAUUUCAGGAACGCGCUCGUAAGCGCAUCCGCACCUACCUCAAAUCCUGCCGACGCAUGAAAAAGAAUGGCAUGGAGACCCGGCCAACUCCACCUCACCUCACCUCAGCCAUGGCUGAGAACAUCCUGGCUGCUGCCUGUGAGAGUGAAUCCCGCAAUGCUGCAAAAAGGAUGCGCCUUGAAACCUACCAGGAUGAGCAGGUCUCUCUGGAGAAGUUGACCAGCAGUGGUGGUGCACAGAGAGAGCCGGUGUCCCUCGCUCAUUCUGCCUACUCCUUAGCUGCUUCAGCCUUUUCUUCCCAGGACACACAACUCUACAUCAACAGAUCCGGCCUCAGUUAUGGUUACCGUGCAUAUCCAGGCCCAGGUGCCACCAUUCAACACCCCGUAUCCCUGACAACAGGCUUUGCUGCUCCAAGCAAUGGCCCCACAGACCUCAGCAUGAAGUCUGUUUCCUCCACCAACAUCAGUAACUCUUCCUCUUCCAUCAUCACCAACAAUCUGAGUGGGCGGGGCAGCGGGGCCAGUGGAGGGGGCGGAGCCUCAGCACAGCUCAGCCAACCAGAGGUUUCAGCCGUCCGUCAGCUGAUUGCCGGCUAUCGGGAGUCGGCUGCCUUUCUGCUCAGAUCAGCUGAUGAGCUGGAAAAUCUCAUCCUGCAGCAGAACUAAACACAGAACACACACAUUCACAAAUACAUUGGUGUGUGUGUGUGUGCAUAUGUGUGUGUGUGCGCGUGUAGGUCUGUUUUCCUCUAUUUUCUCUGCUGAGUGUUCGGCCACUAAAACCUUUCUUUGGUGAGAAUUUGUGAACAGAACCGAGGCAACAA
This is a messenger RNA of Nematolebias whitei (Rio pearlfish), 1847 nucleotides long. RefSeq names its product nucleolar protein 4-like. The transcript has 8 exons. The record is from RefSeq and is a predicted model, not a curated record. Lineage: Eukaryota; Metazoa; Chordata; Actinopteri; Cyprinodontiformes; Rivulidae.